This is a messenger RNA of Hordeum vulgare subsp. vulgare (domesticated barley), 2797 nucleotides long. Its product is annotated as ent-kaur-16-ene synthase, chloroplastic-like. The record is from RefSeq and is a predicted model, not a curated record. Gene Ontology annotation, molecular function: magnesium ion binding; terpene synthase activity. The transcript has 14 exons. Bases 51 to 2597 code for a protein of 848 amino acids. Lineage: Eukaryota; Viridiplantae; Streptophyta; Magnoliopsida; Poales; Poaceae. Gene Ontology annotation, biological process: diterpenoid biosynthetic process.
CAAUAACUAACAGCACAAUCAUCCGCGUCUCUCUUCCGGUAUUCUUUCCCAUGUCGACGACAAAGGUAACUGGGUGCAGCUCCGUCCUCCCAGGGACGGCACUGCCGGUGCGGAAGUCCUGCUGGAACCAUCAGCGAAAAGCCCCUCUUCGCCUGAGCUUCAGCAAAGGCGCUAUGGCUGUGCACGCCUCCAGGCUUCUUUCCACGCAAGCACGCUGCCGUGAGUUCUUCUGUCCUACUCCUCUCCUCCACUGGGCUUGUGUGAGGACUCAGAGGAUUUCUUCUUGCAGCGCAUAUGUUGAAACGAGGCUGGAAGGACAAACAAAUUCAAGAUCGACAAAUGUGGAACGUGCGACUAGGAUCAAGAAGCAGCUUCAGAAGCCUGAAUUUUUGCCAUCUUCAUAUGACACGGCAUGGGUGGCUAUGGUGCCAUUGGCGGGUCAUCUUAAGACGCCAUACUUCCCUCAAUGCGUUGAAUGGAUAUUGCAAAACCAGCAUGGCGAUGGAUCUUGGGGUAUCACUGAAUAUGACUUAUCAGCCGACAAGAAUGUUAUGUUAUCUACAUUGGCAUGUGUUAUCGCACUUAAGAAAUGGAAAGUUGGCCCGGAGCACAUAACUAGAGGACUAAAUUUUAUUGGAAGAAAUUUCUCAACUGUUAUCGAUGAGAAAAUUGACGCUCCUACUGGCUUCAAUAUCAUAUUUCCUGGUAUGGUUCAACUUGCCAUUGAGAUGGGUUUGGAAUUUUCAGUUACAGAAAGUAGUGUCCGUGGGAUUCUUCGCCGCAAGGAAAUGGAAAUGGAAAGGCUUGCGAAGGAUAAAUCUUAUGGAAAAGAAGCAUAUAUGGCUUUUGUUGCUGAAGGGUUGGGAAACUUGGUGGACUGGAAUGAAGUUAUGAAAUUCCAGAGAAAUAAUGGAUCAUUUUUCAAUUCUCCUUCCACAACUGCUGCUAUCCUUGUUCACAACUACGAUGAGAAAGCCCUCCAGUACCUAAAUUUGCUUGUCACUAAAUUUGGUAGUAGUGCAGUACCAACAAUGUACCCACAAAAUAUACAUUGUCAGCUAUCAAUUGUGGAUACACUCGAAAAAAUUGGAAUAUCUCGAUACUUUUCAACAGAGAUAAAGGACAUCCUCGACAUGACAUACAGUUACUGGUUACAAAGAGACGAGGAAAUCAGGUUGGAUUUGGAAACAUGUGCAAUGGCGUUUCGCCUUUUACAGAUGAACGGAUAUGAUGUUUCCUCAGAUGAGUUGUCACAUGUUGCUAAAGCCUCCACUUUCAGUAGCUCACUUCAAGGAUAUUUACAUGAUACCAAAUGUAUAUUGGAGCUUUACAAAGCUUCCGAAGUUAACUUCUCAGAAGAUGAACUGAUCCUAGGUUACUGGCCGAGGAAAUUAUUGACCAAAAACUUGUGCUCUGAUGGGAUGCAAAGUAUAUCGCUCUCUGAAGAGGUCGAGCAUGCUCUUAAAUUUCCCUUUUAUGCCACCGUGGAACCAGUAGAACACAAGAGGAACAUUCAGAAUCUCGAUACCAGGGUUCCUCGGAUGCUGAAGAGGAAAAACUUGCCACAUCGCGUCAAUCAAGAUCUUCUAGCUCUGGCAAUUGACGAUUUCCGUAUUUCACAAUCUAUUUACCAGGAAGAACUUCAUCACCUUGAAAGUUGGGCGAAAGAGAACAAGCUGGACCAACUACAAUAUGUACGGAAGAUACUGACGACUAGCUAUCUCUCUGCUGUUGCCGCCAUAUCACCACAUGAACUUUCUGUUGCUCGUGUUGCGUGUGCCAAAACUAUUUUUCUCACAAUUAUUUUUGAUGACUUGUUUGAUGUUGCUGGAUCAAAAGGAGAACUGGAGAGCCUCAUAGGAUUAGUUGAGAGGUGGGAUGAGCCUCACAAAGAUGAGGAAUUCUUUUCUGAGCGAGUAAAAAUUGCAUUUUUUGCUCUCUAUAGAACAGUGAAUCAGCUUGGAUCAAUGGCAUCUAUAGUACAAAACUGUGAUGUUACAAAGCACCUGGUUGAACAAUGGCUACACUUACUAAGGUCUGAGAUGACCGAGGCAGAGUGGAGGAGGAGCCAACAUGCUCCAACAGUUGAAGAAUACAUGACACCUGCAGCUGUCACAUUCGCACUAGGCCCAAUUAUCCUCACAUCACAGUAUUUUAUUGGAGAGAAACUCUCAGAGCAUGUCGCCAAAAGUCAAGAUUACAACGAGUUGCUUAGGCUAGUGAGCAGGUGUGGCCGUUUCAUGAACGAUAACAGAACCUCUGAGAGGGACGGCAGAGAUGGUAACCUGAAUUGUGUUGUACUGCUUGCUCUUCACAGUGGUGGUUCUAUGUCCAUAGAAGCGGCUGAACAGGAGAUACAUAAUUCUAUGGUUUCAUGUACAAGAGACCUGCUAAGAUCGGUUCUUAGAGAAGACAGUGUAGUUCCUAGGCCAUGCAGGGAAAUGUUCUGGAGGUUUUGCAAGACAAGCCACUUGUUCUACUUCCGUAGUGAUGAAUUCACCUCACCAAGGGAAAUUGUUGGAGCAUUGAAUGCUGUAAUUCACGAGCCACUGAAGCUCCAAGCUAGCCGUCCAUCUUUGGUUGCUCGACCCGAAUAGCCAAUGCCGGAUUACAUGAAUCUCGUCCUACUCAUAUUCAUAUAUAUCAAUCAUCAUGAACCAAGAUCUGGGUUGCUUAUUACAUGUUGGUGGCUUUUCCCACUACCUCAACUGCAUGUAGCUCUACUGCUCUAAUGAAGCAUGCAGUUUGUCUCCAAAGAUGGGAGAGAUCAAAAAAAUAAAACAAGCAUAGACAACCA